AGCCACCUCGCCCGGCCUACAAUCUGUUCAAUAAAGUAUUUAUAUAAUACAUAUGCAAGCUGAGACUGGGGCAAAGUUGAGAUCUGUGUUCCCUAACCUCAAGGAAUACAAAUGAAUAAUUAGAAUACAAUAAAAGUACACUAGUAGGUAACAAAAUGUGAGAGCCAAGGAUAUGCAUAGGAAACAAACAUAUCUGUAAACUUUAAGGAAGACUGGUAAAUGCUUUAAUAAAAUGAUACAAUUCUAUGGCAAAUAUAAGAAAAAGAUGCUCAGAUAUUAAGUGGUAAGGAUCAUCAAUCAAAAAAUUAUUAAUUUAGAGAACUUAGGAUCACAGACUCUAAGUACUGCGCUAGAUGCUAUGUACAGAGAAAUAAAAGUAAGAUGAUCAUAAUUUUAAAAUCUCAAAAUAGGUAUAUAAGGCAAAUAAGAGUAUACCUAAGAGGUCAAAUACAGAAUAUUUGAUAUCAGGUCCUUUCUGUAAUAUAGAGACAUCAUUACAAUUUAGAUGUAAAUUACAGUUCCUACCAUUUAUGAGCCUGUUUCAGUAUUAAAUGUUAAAAGUGAUACAUGAAUACAGAUAUCACAAUGUAAACCAUGAUUAAUUUUCAAAUGAGUUGUAGAAUUAAAAAAUGUAAAGUGUUGAAGGCAAAAUCACUUUGAUGUAGUAGACCAGAAAGACUUCAUAGACAGGGUCUUGACUUGUGAAGGAUAGAUAGCUACCAUUUUUAUUGAGAAUUUACCAAGUUCUUUACAUUUAAUUUCAUACUUGUUCUUUUUAACCCUGAAAGGCAGAUUUUUGUCUUAUAUCUCCAUUUUAUAGGUGAGGAAACUGACAUAAGGAGAAGUUAAGUUACUUGCCCUGAGUCACACACCUAGAAAGUGGCAGAAUUAGGAUUCAAAUCUGGUUCUGGCAGGUUCCAAUGCCCAUGUUUCUAACCAUAAAUGUUAUAAAAGGCACAGAGAUGAAAUGCCAGGCAUGCUCAGUGGCUUAAAUACGACCUCACAGUAAACUCAGAUUAGACCAGAGACGACACAUAAAAGUUGGUAGUCUUCAUUUGUGUUGCCAUCAGCCUGCCCUAUAAAUAAACCCAGAGUAACUAAAAGUUCCCAUCCUGAAGGGUUCAGCAGGAAAUAAUCUCAUAAUGUAUUUAGGGUGAAGGAUGGUUGGCAGUAGAAGGCAGGCGAGCAGAGAGUUGGGCAAUCAAAUGAGAACAGAAUUUCAAAAGAAAAGAUUAGAAGGCAGAGAUGCUGUAUGUCCUAAUAGAGGCAGAGAGGGCUCGGAUCAAGCAACUGCAGAAAGAGGAUGAACUGAUAAAACGGAAGAUGAGAAUUAUCUCAGAAGGCAGAGAAGACUCAAGGACUGAGAGAUCUGACAUAAAUGUACUCGGGCAACACCUCACCAAAGAGCCUGUCUCUUCCUACUCACAACCCUGGAUACAAGAUUCAGAAUGGUUCAUGCUGAGUCCACAGGAGAAAUUGGCCUGGGCUAAAUCAUCUAAAGAUCCUCGGAUUGCUGCAGGUCAGCAGUCCCCACUGGAGAAAAAGAUCUUGAAUCUAGGUGGCGUGCAUACAACAGCAGCAAGACAGUUGAUAACUCAGAGAUAUCAAGAGGAGUAUGAAACACUCUGUAGGGAGCAAGCCCUUUCUCUUGACUACUGGCUUGCCAAAGCAGAGUCUUAUUAUAAUAAAAGAAUAGUGGAAAUGAUGAAAGAAAAAGAGACAGCUAAUGAAAUCAAGAAGAAAAUGGAGGGGAAAACAACCCAAAGCAUAGAAGGACUAAAACGGUGCUAUUUGGUACAUGAGAGAGAGAAGAAACAUAUAGAGAGGCAUAUACAUAGAACAGGACAGGCCAGAGAAUUUACGAACAAAACAUUUAAACAAGUACUACAACCUCUCAGUGAAACAACAUUACCAAAAAUUAUGUCAGAAGAGCACAGUAUCGACAAUGCACAGAGAAGAAAACAGGCAAAUGAGAGGGAACAGAUGCAAAUUAAAGAUCAUCAGGAACGCAUGAUUCGAGGGAGAGAACUUACAGAGCAAAGACUCAAAGAAAGAAUCUUGAGAAAAAGCCAGAGUCAGCUACCUACACAUGAGAAGCAUGAAAGAGUAAAAAAAGAGAUAAAAGAGUUUGAAAGAAUUAUUGCAUAUCCACUUUUCCAACCACUCAGUAGAAGUCAGAUUAAAGUGAAUAUUCUUAUGGAAAAGUCUCAGAAUGGAGAAGAAGCAAAUGCAAUUAUAAAACCUUACCAGAGAAGAUUCUUGGCUGUGCCACCCUUUUUGAGAAGUCAAAUAGGAAAAAUAAAAGAUUAGCAAAGUUUCA
Molecule: messenger RNA, 2320 nt
Organism: Microcebus murinus (gray mouse lemur)
Lineage: Eukaryota; Metazoa; Chordata; Mammalia; Primates; Cheirogaleidae
Source: RefSeq, a predicted model, not a curated record